Molecule: messenger RNA, 3701 nt
Organism: Menidia menidia (Atlantic silverside)
Lineage: Eukaryota; Metazoa; Chordata; Actinopteri; Atheriniformes; Atherinopsidae
Source: the annotation of a GenBank genome assembly
AUGGACAACGCACACACAAAGACGGUUGAAGAAGUUCUCGGCUUCCUCAACGUGAACGAAAGCACCGGUCUGAGUUUAGACGAAGUGAAGAAACAACGGGAACGAUUCGGGCCAAAUGGUAAGGAGCUGGUGUGGAAUGAUAAGUUCAUAAACAAGCCGUGUUCCCGGCGUCAUGUAUGGCCCAUAGCUCGUGUUCCUGUAACGGAGAGCUCAUUACGUCACAUCGUGGAUGUGCUGGCCUGGUUCGAAGAGGGAGAAGAAACUGUUACAGCCUUUGUGGAGCCUUUUGUUAUCCUUCUCAUUCUCAUAGCAAAUGCCAUUGUAGGAGUCUGGCAGGAGCGAAAUGCAGAAAAUGCCAUUGAGGCGCUGAAGGAGUACGAGCCAGAGAUGGGGAAGGUGUACCGACAGGACAGGAAGAGCGUCCAGCGAAUCAAAGCCAGAGAUAUUGUGCCGGGAGACAUUGUGGAGGUGGCUGUUGGUGAUAAAGUGCCUGCAGACAUCAGGCUGUCCUCUAUCAAGUCCACCACUCUGAGGGUGGACCAGUCAAUUCUGACAGGGGAGUCUGUUUCAGUGAUCAAGCACACAGACCCGGUGCCAGACCCCCGUGCUGUCAACCAGGACAAGAAGAACAUGCUCUUCUCUGGCACCAACAUCGCAGCCGGUAAGGCCGUCGGCGUGGUCGUGGCCACAGCUGGAAACACAGAGAUAGGCAAAAUCCGAGACGAGAUGGCCUCAACGGAGCAGGAGCGCACGCCACUGCAGCAGAAGCUGGACGAGUUUGGCCAGCAGCUGUCCAAGGUCAUUUCACUGAUCUGCAUCGCUGUGUGGAUCAUCAACAUCGGCCAUUUCAACGACCCCGUCCACGGGGGCUCCUGGAUUCGAGGCGCCGUCUAUUACUUCAAGAUAGCCGUGGCUCUGGCGGUCGCCGCCAUCCCUGAGGGUCUACCUGCUGUCAUCACCACCUGCUUAGCCUUAGGAACACGCCGGAUGGCCAAGAAGAACGCCAUCGUCCGCAGUUUGCCCUCUGUGGAGACCCUCGGCUGUACAUCUGUCAUCUGCUCUGACAAGACUGGCACGCUAACCACUAACCAGAUGUCUGUGUGCAGGAUGUUUAUUGUGGAUAAAGUAGAGGGCAACCACUGCGCAUUAAAGGAGUUCAAUGUGACUGGCUCCACCUAUGCCCCAGAAGGAGAAGUGUUUAGCGAUGGCAAACCAGUCCAAUGUUCCAAGUAUGAUGCUCUGGUGGAGCUGGCUUCCAUCUGUGCUCUCUGCAACGAGUCCUCACUGGACUUCAAUGAGGCCAAAGGAGUGUAUGAGAAGGUGGGCGAGGCCACAGAGACGGCUCUGACAUGCCUGGUGGAGAAGAUGAACGUGUUUGAUACGGACACCAAAGGCCUGUCCAAAAUCGAGCGCGCCAAUGCCUGCAACUCUGUCAUCAAACAGCUGAUGAAGAAAGAGUUUACCCUGGAGUUUUCCAGAGACAGGAAGUCCAUGUCUGUGUACUGCACUCCCAAUAAAGCCCGAUCCUCUGUCGGGAAGAUGUUUGUAAAGGGUGCCCCAGAGGGAGUGAUUGACAGGUGCACACACAUCCGUGUAGGCAGUAACAAAGUGCCCAUGACGCCUGGCAUCAAGGAGAAGAUUUUGUCUGUGAUCAGAGAGUACGGGACAGGCAGGGACACUCUGCGCUGUCUGGCUCUGGCCACCCGAGAUAACCCCAUGAGCAAAGAGGAAAUGGUGUUGGAAGACUCCACUCGCUUCGUACAGUAUGAGACCGAUCUGACGUUUGUGGGCUGUGUGGGCAUGCUGGAUCCUCCCCGGGCCGAGGUGGCCGCCUCUAUCAGGCUCUGCCGUCUGGCAGGCAUCAGAGUGAUCAUGAUCACUGGAGACAACAAAGGGACAGCAGUGGCCAUCUGCAGAAGGAUUGGUAUCUUUGGAGAGGAGGACGAUGUUUCCAGCAUGGCUUACACUGGCCGAGAGUUUGAUGAUCUCUCCCCUGCCGCACAAAGGGAGGCUGUGGUCAAGGCUCGCUGCUUUGCCCGCGUCGAGCCCGCACAUAAAUCCAAGAUUGUCGAAUUUCUUCAAUCUUACGACGAGAUCACCGCCAUGACUGGUGACGGUGUAAACGAUGCCCCCGCUCUGAAGAAGGCCGAGAUUGGUAUCGCCAUGGGCUCAGGAACCGCCGUGGCCAAGACCGCCUCAGAGAUGGUGCUAGCCGACGACAACUUCUCCACCAUUGUGGCCGCAGUCGAAGAGGGCAGAGCCAUUUACAACAACAUGAAGCAGUUCAUCAGAUACCUCAUCUCCUCAAACGUGGGAGAAGUCGUCUGCAUCUUCCUGACCGCAGCUCUGGGGUUCCCUGAGGCUCUCAUCCCCGUGCAGCUGCUCUGGGUCAAUCUGGUGACUGAUGGUUUGCCCGCCACCGCGCUGGGCUUCAACCCCCCGGACCUGGACAUCAUGAGCAAACCUCCACGCAAUGCGCGGGAGCCCCUCAUCUCUGGGUGGCUCUUCUUCAGAUACCUCGCCAUUGGAUGUUACGUUGGGGCUGGCACGGUCGGGGCUGCUGCAUGGUGGUUUGUUGCUGCUGAGGAUGGGCCCAGAAUCACCUUUUACCAGCUGAGUCAUUUCCUUCAGUGUGGCCCAGAAAACCCAGACUACGAAGGUCUGGACUGUAAGGUGUUUGAGUCUCCCUACCCCAUGACCAUGGCCCUGUCGGUGCUGGUCACCAUUGAGAUGUGCAACGCCCUGAACAGUGUGUCGGAGAACCAGUCGCUGCUGAGGAUGCCCCCCUGGGAGAAUGUGUGGCUGCUGGGAGCAAUCUGCCUCUCCAUGUCUCUGCACUUCCUCAUCCUCUACGUGGAGCCUCUUCCAAUCAUCUUCCAGAUCACCCCUCUGAAUCUGACACAGUGGCUAAUGGUGCUCAAGAUCUCCCUGCCAGUCAUCCUCCUGGAUGAAUUUCUCAAGUUUGCUGCCAGGAACUACCUGGAGCCCGGUAAAGAGCUGGAGAAGCCUGCCGGCUCCAAAGGCUGCUCCCUGUCUGCAUGUAUGGAGGGAAUCUCCUGGCCCUUCGUGGCCAUUUCCCUCCCCUUGGUGCUCUGGAUCUACAGCUCCGACACUAACCUGGCCGACAUGUUUAUGUCCUGACUGACUUGAGCACAACCUCGACUUUUCCAUUCCCCACCCACUGCCAUCACUUCCCUCUCUCCUCUCCUCCUUCUCUCUCUGCCUUCCUAAAUGUGCAUAGCUAGUGUGUGUGUGUGCAUUUGUAGAGUUAGUGUGUGUGUGUGUGUGCGCGCGGCUGUGCGUACGAGAAGGACCGACUCACGACACAUAACAAAUAAUAUAAAAUGUUAACAAACACUUGUGUUGAGUUGGGGUAGGACUUGUGAAUGGGUGAAGCUUUAACUGUGAGUGUUAGAAGACCAUCACUCCCAUGGCUGUGGACUUGGUUGCUGGUUUGAGAGAAAAAAAUGUUGCCAGUUUUUUCUUUCUUUUUUUUUUUUAAAUUAGUUUUUGUUUGUCUUUAUUGCCUUUAAGGUAUAUUUUAAAUAUUUUGAAAAAUUUCCAUGUCCUUUUUGUCACUACAAUUACAUCAAAUUGUUUUGUUCAGCCUCCCUCCUAAAGAAAUGGAAAUUUAAGAUAUCAGAAAAAUAAUUUGAUCUGUACAGAGAUUGAACACUAUUUUAUGCAAAUUCUUUUUUUUU